Messenger RNA from Arxiozyma heterogenica, 1920 nucleotides. Its product is annotated as amino acid permease. NCBI's taxonomy places the organism in Eukaryota, Fungi, Ascomycota, Saccharomycetes, Saccharomycetales, Saccharomycetaceae. Gene Ontology annotation, biological process: amino acid transmembrane transport. The record is from RefSeq and is a predicted model, not a curated record. The transcript has a single exon. The coding region runs from base 1 to 1920 and encodes 639 amino acids. Gene Ontology annotation, cellular component: membrane. Gene Ontology annotation, molecular function: amino acid transmembrane transporter activity.
AUGUCAUUUGAUGACAAACAAAUUAUCAGUGAUUCUAAGACCGGAUCAGGAGUACGACUAAAUAAGUUUUUGGAAUCUACUUCUAGUGAUGAUGUCGAAAAUUUUGAUUUAGAAGAUUCAAAUAUAAUUUUACAUAAAAAGAAUUCUGCAAAAGCAGAUAGAUAUUAUGUAUGUUCUACGACAAAUUCUUCAAUAAAUGAAAUAGAUCCUAGUAAUAAAAAUGGCAGCCUGACAAAUAAAGCCAAUAAUAUUUUCACAAAAUUUAUUGAUUCCUUUAGAGAAGCCGAGUCCUCUGAUAACCAAGACCCAGAUGAUAUAGAAAAAAUUGACCAAGAUGAUAUAGUUUCUGCAGAUGAUAAAAAUAUGAAAAAAACUAUCAAAAAGAGACAUGUCUUAUUGAUCUCUUUAGGGACAGGUAUUGGUACUGGUCUUCUUGUUGGUAAUGCUCAAGCCUUACAUAAUGCAGGUCCUGCAGGGUUAGUUAUUGGGUUUGCAAUCAUGGGUACCUGUCUUUAUUGUAUUAUUCAAGCAUGUGGUGAAAUGGCUGUUUGUUAUAGUUCCCUACCAAGUAAUUUCAAUAUUUAUCCCACUUUCCUAGUAGAACCGGCAUUUGGGUUUGCGGUGGCGUGGGUUUAUUGUUUGCAAUGGCUUUGUGUCUGUCCACUGGAAUUGGUGACAGCCUCUAUGACAAUAAAAUAUUGGACAACAAAGGUUAACCCAGAUAUAUUUGUUUUAAUAUUUUAUAUUUUAAUCAUUGGUAUUAACACUUUUGGGGCUAGAGGUUAUGCAGAAGCAGAAUUUUUCUUUAAUAGUUGUAAAGUCUUAAUGAUUACUGGGUUUUUCAUCUUGGGUAUCAUUAUUACAUGUGGUGGUGCCGGUAAUGAUGGUUACAUUGGGGCCAAGUAUUGGCAUAACCCAGGUGCAUUUAGAGGCGAUCGUCCUAUUGAUCAUUUCAAAGGAAUUAUGGCUACUUUUGUUAAUGCUGCGUUUGCAUUCGGUGCAUCAGAGUUUAUUUCAAUUACUGCAAGUGAACAAGAAAAUCCAAGAAAGGCCAUUCCAAAGGCCGCUAAAAUAAUGAUAUAUAGAAUUCUAUUUGUAUUCUUAGCUUCUAUUACUUUAAUUGGGUUUUUGGUUCCAUAUAAUUCUCCACAAUUAAUGGGGUCUAGUGGAUCAGCUACAAAAGCGUCUCCAUAUGUUAUUGCCGUUGCAUCUCAUGGUGUCAGAGUGGUGCCACAUUUUAUCAAUGCUGUUAUUCUAUUAGCUGUUUUGUCUGUUGGAAAUUCUGCAUUUUAUUCCAGUUCUCGUAUUUUGUACUCUUUAUCUCAAAAGGGAUUAGCUCCAAAAUUCUUUGAAUACAUCGAUAGAGAAGGUAGACCUGCAAGGGCUAUGGGUUGCUCAGCAUUAUUUGGUAUUAUUGCAUUCUGUGCUGCCUCUUCCAAGGAGGAGCAAGUAUUUACCUGGUUAUUGGCAAUAUCUGGGUUAUCUCAGUUAUUCACUUGGAUUGCAAUCUGUGUAUCACAUUUAAGGUUUAGAAGAGCGAUGAAAAUUCAACAUAGGUCAUUGGGUGAAGUUGGUUUUAAGUCUCAAGUAGGUGUGUAUGGAUCUGCAUAUGCCGCUGUUAUGAUGACAUUGGCCUUAGUAGCUCAAUUUUGGGUUGCCAUUAAACCAAUUGGUGAAGAUCACUUAGAUGCUCAAGCAUUCUUUGAGAAUUAUUUGGCUAUGCCAAUUUUAAUCGCUCUUUAUUUAGGUUACAAAGUUUGGAAAAGAGAAUGGAGACUUUACAUUCCUGCAGACCAAAUCGAUUUGGUGUCACAUCGUAGAAUUUUUGAUGAAGAAGUUCUGAAACAAGAAGAACUUGAAGAAAAAGAAAGGUUGAAAAUGUCCCCAUUUUGGGUUAAAGUUAAAGAAUUUUUCUUUUAA